AGCGCAGCGGCCCUCUGGCGCCGUUCACGGACCGGCCCCAUCUCUGCAAACAGCGACGAUGACGGCGCCGCUGGAGAGCAGGUCGGGCUGGCUGUCCCUCUUCGGUUUCUUCGUUGUCGUUCGUGCGUGAGGUAGAGCUUCCCUCUUCGGCUUCGCUGGUUCAUGUGGGGUAAAGCUUCGAACGAGUCGCUUGCCAUUGCCUAUCUAGGGUUUGCUUUUCCUCUUCUGCAUUUAUUCGUUGUUGUUCUGCUUCGCGUGAAGUAGAGUUCUGAAAGAGUCGAAACUUCUCCGCCUCCUCCUCCGAAGUUGUUCCUGUCGGAUCGGAAGUCGCGCGAGGAGCUAGCCGCGAAGAUAAUUAAGCUCUUACAAAUAUCCAAUGUCGAAGAACGACGGCAAAGCAACUCAAGGAAAAAGGCAAUCAGCUCACCUUCCUAGGAAACGCUUCUACAGGGCGCGUGCUCAUAGCAACCCCCUCAGUGAUUCUCACUUCCCCAUACCAAUUAGCCCUGCUGAUGUAGAUUAUUCCUCGCAUUAUCCUCAUUUUUUGCAUUCCAGCAAGAAUGAUCCCGACGAAGAUGACUUGCUUCCCAAAAUUAGUUUUGCUGACAUUGGAUGUGGAUUUGGAGGAUUGCUUGUUAAACUUUCUCCUCUUUUCCCGGACACUCUGAUGAUCGGAAUGGAGCUCAGAGACAAGGUGUCAGAGUAUGUUAAAGAGCGAAUCUUAGCUCUCAGAGCGUCAAAUCCUGGCCAGUAUGAGAACAUCUCUGUUGUUCGAACAAACUCAAUGAAGUACCUGCCUAAUUACUUCUGCAAGGGCCAGUUAUCGAAGAUAUUCUUUCUAUUUCCUGAUCCUCAUUUCAAGGAGAAGAAUCAUCGGCGUAGGGUGAUUAGUCUUCAGCUACUUGAUGAAUACGCCUAUGUAAUGGAAGUUGGAGGCAUCAUUUAUACGAUAACUGAUGUGGAAGAGCUUGGAGAUUGGAUGAAGUUGUGCUUGGAUAGCCAUCCUCUUUUCUCUGCAAUUCUGGAAGAAGAAUUCGAAGCAGAUCCGGUUGUGAAGUUAUUGGCUUCUGCUACAGAGGAAGGUCAAAAGGUUGCGAGAAAUGGGGGCCAGACUUUUUAUGCUGUUUUCAGGCGUAUAGCACCAGAGGACCCAAUCGUGUAAUACCCGAUUUUUCAAAUAUAAAAAUUAAUAUGCCUAUGUAUGCGUAAGUCUGUUGAACUUAUUUUUUCUAUGGAAGUGUUACAAUCAUCUUAUCAGUUGAAUGAAAUACCUCAAACUAAAGAAUAAUGAAA
Molecule: messenger RNA, 1293 nt
Organism: Dendrobium catenatum
Lineage: Eukaryota; Viridiplantae; Streptophyta; Magnoliopsida; Asparagales; Orchidaceae
Product: tRNA (guanine-N(7)-)-methyltransferase
Exons: 3
Coding region: 377-1162 (261 amino acids)
Biological process (GO): RNA (guanine-N7)-methylation; tRNA methylation
Cellular component (GO): tRNA methyltransferase complex
Molecular function (GO): tRNA (guanine(46)-N7)-methyltransferase activity
Source: RefSeq, a predicted model, not a curated record